CGUUGUUGGAUGUUCAAGGCACUUGCCGACAGUUGGAAGGCGACCUCCGCGCAUAAAGAAAAGGGACCCAUCGUCUCGGAACCCAAGAGCUUGCCGCCCUCGACCGCCAAAACGCUGGCGAACUUGUCCAAUGCACCUCAGAGUGUGUGGAAUUCGUUGAAGCGUGUGGUUCCCGAUCGAUCAGUCCUCGCCAAUGCGACGUCCCAGCUGGGAAAGACACGUGCCGCCGCUGUGGCCCGUCGCGGAAUCGAUGUGGCGCAGAAAACUGUAGUGGACGCGACGUCGAACGGCGCCAAGUUCCUCCAGGACAAAUCCCAGCGCGGCGCGCAAGCCGUACAGAAAGCUGCGGUAGAUGCUGCUGCAAAGGGUGUGCAGGCACUCCAGUCCACGACAGCGUCCGCCGCAGCGACGGCAAAGGACUCGGUGUCGUACGUCCAUCGCCGCACGACCAAGAAGGCGGUGGAUGCCGGUGCAGCGCUCGUCGACUCGUCUUCAGCAGCCUUCCAGCAGACAAAGAACAUCCUGCAUGCGUCCACCGAGAACCUGCGGGAUCCAGGGAAGGCGGCGCGGCGACUGCGCAACCGCGUGGUGUUGCUGGUGCUCUCGGGUGUCUUUGUGUAUGGGUUUGCCUCGGCCCUGCCGUCCGCCUUGGCCAAAUAUGCCGUCGAACGGUCGAAACAACAACCUCCACCGCGUGCUCACUCUAGUAGUACUAUCGACGCUCGUUGAACAAAAAAGCACCAUCAACCACGCACUCGUGUACUCGUAACGAUCAAUUUGUUUUCGUCCCUGCA
Molecule: messenger RNA, 794 nt
Organism: Aphanomyces astaci
Lineage: Eukaryota; Oomycota; Saprolegniomycetes; Saprolegniales; Verrucalvaceae
Exons: 3
Coding region: 10-729 (239 amino acids)
Source: RefSeq, a predicted model, not a curated record